Molecule: messenger RNA, 2208 nt
Organism: Filobasidium floriforme
Lineage: Eukaryota; Fungi; Basidiomycota; Tremellomycetes; Filobasidiales; Filobasidiaceae
Product: mitochondrial import receptor subunit tom40
Exons: 13
Coding region: 81-2138 (685 amino acids)
Molecular function (GO): protein binding
Source: RefSeq, a predicted model, not a curated record
CUUAUUAUCCACACCUACAUAGUCACAAGCAGCCCAGCAAGGGAGCCUCUUAAUCGAAAAACACCGCACACCCGAUCGUCAUGGCUCCGCCACCUCUCGUCCCCGUCGCACCCCCGGCUCCCAUGCCCGCCUCGAGCCUCCCCCCUUCGUCCAUCGCUCCCUCCAACUCGCUCGUCAGCCGAACACAACGAUGGGUCGAAGAGAACAAGUACCUCGUCCUCGGUGCUGCCGUCGUCGCGGCCGGUGGAAUGGGUUAUUACCUGUACGCCAACCAGCCACCUGCUCUGGUCGAGCGUAACAAGGAAAAGACUGUAGGCGAGAGCAGUUCGGAUGAGGAUGCCAGGUCGAACGUCCCUGGACGCACCUCUCAAAAGUCGAAGAAGAAGAAGAAGUCCAAGUCCAAAAAGUCCAGUUCGACGGGAAAAUCUGAUCAGGGUCCUCUGUUGGAAGAGAGGGAUCCCGAGGAGGUCAAACGUUUGCAAGAGGCCAGACGGGAGGAGGAGUCUCGGAACAAGCAGAGCGUGACUUCGACCUCGACCUCUAGCACGACGACGACAGAGACCAAAUCCUCUUCCUCUGAGCCGGCCGAGAAGCCUAGUUACCUCGAGGGUAUCCCCGAAAAGAACGAGCUUUAUCGCAUCAGCGCCGAGGAGCGUAAAAAGUUUGCGACGAUGCUCAAGAACAGGGGGAACAAGCUUUACGCUCAGAAGCAUUAUGACGACGCUGCGGCUUGCUACACACACGCGCUCGAAGUCGCCGUCGUCGAAGAGGCCGUAUACUACUCGAACCGAGCUGCAUGCUGGCAGAACAUGACGCCUCCUCGAUACGAGCAGGUGCUUGAUGACUGUGACAAGGCGCUCAAGCUCGAUCCCGCCUAUGUCAAGGCUUUGAACCGACGGGCGACGGCUUUCGAGAAUUUGGGUCGGGAUGAGGAGGCUUUGCGAGACUUUACCGCCACGACGAUCAUGGAACGUUUCCAGAACGCCAGCGCGGGGGAGAGCGUGGAACGGGUCUUGAAAAAGAUUUCUACCAAAAAGGCCGAGGAGAUUAUGAAGGCCCGGGAACCCAAGUUGCCCAGUACGACAUUCGUGUCGAGUUACCUCGGCGCUUUCAGGCCUCAACCCAAGUUGACGCCCCCCGUCCUCCCGUCCGACUCGGUCAACACGGGUAACAACACGCUCAAGCUCGCCACCGAGGCCGAAGGUGCGGGAGAUUACACCCGAGCGUUCAUCCUCUGUAACGAGGCCAUCGAGCAGGGUGUCAGCGCCGACUGGGUCGACGGACAGGCGUUUGCUUACAAUAUGCGGGGAACAUACAAGUUCAUGGUUGGCGAUACGCCCGGGGCCAAGGCCGACUUUGAGAAGAGUUUGGAUCUGAAGCCCGACUAUGUCCAGAGUUUGGUCAAGGUUGCCAGCGUGCAUAUGGAGAUGGGCGAUGCCGCCGGAGCGUUUGGCGAUUUCGAGGCUGCCAUCCGACACAAUGCCAACGAUCCCGAUAUCUACUAUCACCGGGGACAACUCUACUUCAUCACGUCCGAAUACGAAAAGGCCGCGGCCGAUUACGACAAGUCGAUCGAGCUCGACAAGGAUUUCGUCUUUUCGCACGUGCAAAAGGCCGUCUGCGAGUACAAGGUCGGCAAGGUCAGGGAGAGCAUGGUCGCUUUCCGAAAAAUCCUCAAAGACUUCCCUCAGAGGUCUGAGCCGUUCAACUACUACGGAGAGCUCCUAUUGGACCAGCAGCGAUUCGAGGACGCCGUCAACCAGUUCGGUCUGGCUAUCGAGCAAGAGCAAUCCAAGUCUAACGGCGUCAAGAACGUCCUGCCCUGGGUCAACAAGGCGCUCGGAGUCUUCCAGUGGAAGCAGGACAUGCCCCAGGCCGAAGACCUCUGUAAAGAGGCGCUCGAGAUGGAUCCCGAGUGCGACGUCGCUAUCGCCACCCUCGCCCAGCUCAGCUUGCAGCAGGGCAAGAUCUCAGAGGCCAUCGACUGGUUCGAGAAGAGCGCCAAGUUGGCACGUACCGAGGUCGAACUCACCACGGCCAUCACUUACGAACACGCUUCCCGAGCGCAAUUGUCGUUCCUGCAGAAUUACCCCCAAAUGGCCGAGAAACUGGGACAACUCGCUUCGCAAUUGUCGUGAGACCGUAUCAAUGUACAAGCAGAGGAAUCAUAGGGUCGCAUACACAAAUAUCUCCAUUCAUGCAAGACCA